CGAAAAUGCCCUGGUACAACUUCUGGAAGCACUGGCGAAAGCCCGCAACCCGAACUAACGCAAUGCUGCACUACUUCUACUGCAGAAGCAAGAACUUCUCACAAAGCGUGGGGCGGCACCUGCACCAAUGGGGGGACGGUAUCCACCGUCUCUGGUUCGUGUUCUGGUUGGGCGUGUGCCCGGAGAGGAUCAAGACGACGAUCUACACGAUUCCGACAAAGUCGACGACGACGACCACGCCGUGGCCGCGCGGGCGCUCGCGCAAGAACCCGCUGCUCGUCGGCACGGACGAGUGGGACUGGACGCACCCCGUCACCAAGCCGCCAGCCACCACUAAGUCCACCACCCGCUGCGCGCCGGUCAUGAGUCGCCCGAAACUACACAAUCCCCUUUUAUAUUUCAAGCCUUAG
Molecule: messenger RNA, 410 nt
Organism: Leguminivora glycinivorella
Lineage: Eukaryota; Metazoa; Arthropoda; Insecta; Lepidoptera; Tortricidae
Exons: 2
Coding region: 6-410 (134 amino acids)
Source: RefSeq, a predicted model, not a curated record